Molecule: messenger RNA, 333 nt
Organism: Heterotrigona itama
Lineage: Eukaryota; Metazoa; Arthropoda; Insecta; Hymenoptera; Apidae
Source: the annotation of a GenBank genome assembly
AUGGCCACUGCAAGUCUUUUUCAAUAUCCUAGAUUUGGCUGGGAUGAAUUCGUGGAUAUUAUAUAAAGAAACCACUGGUGAAAUCUAUAUCUAGAAAGGAUUAUUUGUUCCAGUUAGCAGAAGAACUUGCUGUUAAUUACACAGGUUCAUCUAAAUCAGAAAAUUGAAUGAGCUUGGUGGAUGCAGUUGAGAGUUCCGGAAUAAGAAAAAAAUGCCAAAUAGGCCUUUGCAAUGAAAAUAAAACUCAAGUUACCUGUGGCAGUUGAAAAAGAUACGUUUGUGGAGUAUGUACGGAAAAGAACAUUGCAAUUUGUAAAAAAUGCUUUACGUUAA